Diabrotica virgifera virgifera (western corn rootworm) is the source of this 8727-nucleotide messenger RNA. Its product is annotated as heparan-alpha-glucosaminide N-acetyltransferase. Bases 267 to 1994 code for a protein of 575 amino acids. The record is from RefSeq and is a predicted model, not a curated record. Lineage: Eukaryota; Metazoa; Arthropoda; Insecta; Coleoptera; Chrysomelidae. The transcript has 8 exons.
AAAUCACACAACACUUUUUUCUAUGAUUUGUUUUCUAUUUCUGGUUCUGGGGAAGAUGAUGACGAAUGUUUUCGUAAAUUUAAUUACAAAUAUCUAAAAAGUGCAAACAAAGAAAAGACAUAGUGGUUUAGUGACUCUUCAAGUCUUCAAACACAAAAUAAUUUGUUAUCAAGGUUAAGUGAGUCAGGCGUUUUUAUAGUCUAUGUUUGAAUACAAUACAAUAGAAGUAAAUUGCUUUGCAUUAACAGCAAGAAUAACAUUUCACAAUGUUAUUUGAUAACAUAAGGAGGUGUCUUGCGGCUCAACCUAAUUUAACUUAUGAUGAAGCAUGUUUAGAUAUCACCAAUACACUAAAUGAGACUGUGAGACUCUUUUAUCAAUAUGAUGAAUGUUACAAAUGCGACUUUCAAAAUUUAACUGUUCUUCAGCCAAGUAAAUGGACUUCUGUUCUUGUGAGAACUAGCUCUCCUCUUCAAAUAGAUUAUUUACUUAAUAACAACAAGUCAAAGUGCCAUUACCGUCAACUUCUUCAAGAACAUUAUCGAUAUGGGCUGAACGUUUCAAAUUCUUGUGGCCCUAUUUAUAUUAAAGACCCAGCAGAUAAUGCAUAUCUACCGAUACUUAUGGCAUUUGUGAUAUUAUUUUCAUUUGGAACAUUUUGGUAUAUGGUUAAAUGUAUUUACAAAAACAGUGGUAGAGUAAGACAACUAUUAACAUGGACUACAGAGAUGGAGGAAUAUCGCAUUUUAAAUCUUCAGGAUUUGAUUGGUUCAUCGGCAGGAACACCAGUUGUUUUCGAACGACCACCAGUAGCCUUGCUCAAACAUCCUAAUCGCUUAAAAUCCGUUGAUACAUUUAGAGGUUUGUGUAUUGGACUCAUGAUAUUUGUUAAUUAUGGAGGAGGGCAGUACUGGUUUUUUAAACACUCUGUAUGGAAUGGUUUAACCAUUGCUGACUUGGUAUUCCCCUGGUUUCUGUGGUUAAUGGGAUUAUCACUGACUAUAUCUAUUCAAAAUAAACUAAGAGCUCUUGUACCUAGACGACUUAUGGUUUUUCAAAUACUCAGAAGAACUCUUAUAUUGAUUCUUCUCGGAUUUCUGCUAAAUUCGAACAAAAAUUUGUCGACAGUCGCCGAUCUUCGAAUACCAGGUGUACUUCAAAGAAUUGGUUUGACCUAUAUGGUUGUAGGGCUGAUUGAAGUUUGCUUCAUUAAAAGAUCUGAAACUGAGACCACUAACUGGGCAUCAGACCUGCUAUCUUCAUGGCCCCAGUGGAUAGUAGUAUCAUCUUUAGUUUUUGUUCACACCUGCGUAACUUUUCUUGCCGAAGUUCCCGGUUGUGGCAAAGGUUACAUAGGGCCAGGUGGAUUGGGAGAUCAUGGAAAACUUGAGAAUUGUACAGGAGGUGUUGCUGGAUACAUCGAUCGACAACUGUUUGGAAAUCAUUUGUAUUCAGAUCAAAAUUUGGAGAAAGUAUAUGAAAUUGAAAAUAAGUUUGAUCCUGAAGGUUUUCUUGGCACAUUGACAUCCAUCCUUACUGUAUAUUUGGGAGUGCAAGCUGGAAGAAUCUUAAGAACCUAUCAGGAUGUUAGAGGAAGAAUGUAUAGAUGGAUAGCGUGGGGCAUUAUACUUGGACUUCUUGGUGGAGGUCUGUGCACAUUCUCUAUAAACGACGGUCCCAUUCCGUUAAAUAAGAAACUCUGGUCUCUUUCAUACACAUUUGUAACAGCUGGUAUGGCGUUCCUAAUCCAAGCUGGUCUAUUCUUAUUUGUAGACAUCUUACGGAAAUGGGGUGGCAGGCCGUUGUUCUACCCAGGCAUGAAUCCCAUCAUUGUCUACGUUGGGCACGAGCUCAUGAAGAAUACGUUUCCGUUCGGAUGGAAACCGACAGUUAUCACCCAUGGUACCUAUCUGUUUAUGAAUCUAUGGGGCACCUUCUUAUGGUUUUGUAUUUCGAUUUGGAUGUACAAGCAUAACAUAUUUUUCAAAAUAUAGUAGUCGAGUUUGUGAUAUAGUUAUAAUGUAUAUAAAUUUGUUUAUUGUUAAUAACCACUGAUUCUUUCUAAAUAGAUAUAGCAUUGACUGAUCAGACAUUAGAUAUAGUAGUAUGGUAUAACUAGACCCAAACCCAGACAUCCAAAGUGAAAGUUCCAACACCAAAUUAUUCUAUAUGGUCCACGUAAUGUUCAGAUGUUCAGAAAAAAUCACACCAUUUUGAGCGUCGGGCUUGGGAGGGGGAGGGGGGGGAGGGAGGAGAAAUCGGUAAAUUCGUAGUUUUUUACGUUUUUCGGCAAUAUUUCUAAAACUAUGCGGUUUAGCAUGAACAACCUUCUAUACAAAAAUGUUCUACAUUAAAUUUGAAAUAAAAAAGGUCCGGUGCAUAAUUCUUCCAACAUGAACGGUUCCAAAGUUACGGAGGUAGUAUAGUAUAAUUGGUCCAAAAAAACGGCAUAACCUUGUCAUCCCAAAUUAAAGUUUUCCACUAACACCAAAUUGUUCUAUAUGGUCCACAUAUUGUUCAGUAAAAAGUUACACCAUUUUGACCGUCCGGUUUGAGGGUAGAUGGGGGAAAAGUCGGUAAAUUAGUAGUUUUUUUAAAUUUUUCGUCAAUAUUUGUAAAACUAUGCUUUAGCGUAAACAAUGUUAUAUACAAAAAUAUUAUACAUAAAAUUUAAAACAAAAAAGGUCCUAUACAUAAAAUCAACGGUUCCAGAGUUACGGAGGGUGAAAAGAGGAUAUUUUCGAUACUUUUUAUAUAUUUUGGGCAAUUUAUAAUAUUAUUACUGAUGAAAAUUUCUUUGUAACAGGAUUGUGUUUUGUAAAUAAAAUUUGCUAUUUCAGUGGCCGAUAGUAAGUUAGUGAUAAGCCAUUGAAGAAACGUCAACCUCACCACCCAAAAGCAUCAUCAAUUGCCCAAAUAAUAUAAAAAGUAACGAAAGCCUCCACUUUUCACCCUCCGUAACUCUGGAACCUUUGAUUUUAUAACAAUUAUGUAUAGGACCUUUUUUGUUUUAAAUUUUAUGUAGAAUAUUUUUGUAUAGAACAUUGUUUACGCUAAAGCAUAGUUUUAGAAAUAUUGACGAAAAACGUAAAAAAUUACUAAUUUACCGAAUUCUCCCCCAUCUCCCCCCCCAAAACCGGACGCUCAAAAUGUGUAACUUUUUACUGAACCCACAAGGAAAAAGUUUUCCUGUAGUUGGCUGUAUACCAUGUAAUACAAAAAAACAGUAAAAUCCUGUAUAAAAGGUAUAUUUAAAAAAAACCCUUAAAAGGGCAACAUCAAAUUCACAUAACUAGUUUUCGACUGGUUUACCAGUCAUCAUCAGUGUUUACCUAAAAUGAAUAUAACCUGAUAAAAAAGGCAAAGAUGUUGAAAUUUUGACUAGGGUUAAAAUAGUCGGUUAUACUCACGUGCAAUGUACAUGCUAACCACCAAGAUAGUAUUAUACAAAAAUAUGUGGGUCAAAGCCCAGUAAAAGUAGUCCGUCAAGGAAACAUUGGUAUAAAAUGCUACCUUAAGCCUGGAUGUUUAAAAUAUUAUCUAAUUUGCCCUAGGUAACAUCUGAGAUCUAGAUAUGACUUGUUCACAUGUUGGAAGUGAGACGGCAAGUGACAAUGAAAUGGUUGGGAACCUCGGAACGAUGACAAGACAAACGACAGUUCCACAGGUAGUUAAAAAAUUUUAAAAUUUUUUUAAAUAUGACAGGUUAUUUUUUAACUACCUGUGGAACUGUCGUUUUAUUUUUAAAUAUGACAGGCUAUAACUGUGCAACAUAAGAAGUACGAAAGUAAAUGGCGCUAAUAAUUAUUCCAAUAAACAACAAUGUAAUUUGCAAUUUACUUUCGUUCUUCUUAUUUUGCACAGUAAAAUAUUCGUUGUCGAAGUAAUCCAAAACAGGCGUAUGUUCGUAGAAUAGGGUAUAGCACAUUUUUGUAUAGAAGGUUGUUCAUGCUAAACCUUAGGAAUAUUGACGAAAAACGUAAAAAACUACGAAUUUACCGAUUUCUACCUCCUCUCCCCCCCCCAAACCCGACGCUAAAAUGGUGUGACUUUUUUCUGAACAUUACGUGGCCAUAUAGAACAAUUUGGUGUUGGAGGAUAACUUUCACUUUGGAUGUCUGGGAUAUGCCAUUAUUUGGAUCAACUGUAUCAUACUAUAGGGUGUAUUUUCUUUCUUUUUAGCAUAUGUUGAUAGUUUUAUACUAUUUAAACGGAAGGUAUUUAAAAUUACAUUAAUUUUUUAAAUAAUAAGUAAAACUUUCGAUUGAAACAAUAAUAUUGUAAUUGCUAUUAAUUUGGUACAUAGCUAGCAUGUUUUAUUUAAUUUUUUAGUUUUUAUUCAAUUUAAAUUAUCCUUUCGUCUUACGAACUGUACUUGCCAUCUUUAACAUCUUUAUCGGAUGUACUUAUACAGUGUCACCCAUUUAGAUUUUAACCAUUGUUUAAAUGUUUCAUAAUAAAAAGUCUACUUCGGGACAUAAUUUAAAAUUUUUAUUCAAAUUUCCAAAGUACGCUACGAUACUUUUUGUUGGUCGAAAAUGGAGAAUUUUUAUUAAAAAAAUUUCUACGCCACGGGUUUAGAGUGACUUCAAAAAGUAAUGAUUAUAAUACAGAAGUUAUAACAACUUACCUCAACACCUUAUUUCGCUUAUAACUGAACUAUACGAACACACUACUGGAUCAGUUAAAGUUCUUGACACACUUUCACACGAAUUUCAUCCAGAACGGGGUGUCAGACAGGGAUGUAUACUGUCUCCACAGUUAUUUAAUAUAUAUGGAGAGCAUAUUAUGAGAAGAGCACUUGAAGGAUGGAAAAAAGGCAUCUCAAUAAAUGGUCAUAAAAUAAACAACCUACGUUUCGCAGAUGACAAACCCCUUCUUGCAAAUAGUCAAGCAGAGCUGAUUGAUCUUAUACGACUGGUUGAAAACGAAAGUCAAAUGUUUGGUCUGCAAUUAAACAUAUCAAAGACAAAGAUCAUGAUAGUGGAUAGACUACAUAACAAUCAUCUACACAUAACCACAAUUGAUCGGUUUGAGGUUGUGAGCUCAUACUUAUAUCUGGGAUCAUUAAUCACAAACACAGGGUCACUACAAGAAGAAAUAAAACGUAGAUGUGAUCUAGCAAAAGUCGCCACAGCAAAAAUGACCACAAUAUGGAAGGACUGUCAAAUUUCAAGAGCGUUAAAGAUUAAGUUGAUCAACUGCUUAAUAUUCCCAAUACUGACCUACGGAUGUGAAUCUUGGACCCUGAGAAAUUCGGAAAGAAGAAAGAUAGACGCCACUGAAAUGUUCUGUUGGAGACGAAUGCUACGAAUUCCUUGGACCGAUCAUAGAACAAAUAAUUCAAUUUUAAGAGAGCUUAAAGUUAGCCAACGACUCUCCAGUAAAGUCCAUCUCCAACAAUUAAAAUACUUUGGACAUGUUAUGAGAGCAAACACAGAAAACAUGGAAAUACUCAUUAUACAAGGAAAGGUGGAAGGCCGAAGAUCACGAGGAAGAUCCCCAACAAGAUGGAUCGAUCAGAUUACGGGAAUAUGCAAAAGACCCAUGCAUGAGUUAAAAGAAAUGACCAGAGACAGAGAUCUUUGGAAACGGACAAUACACUCCCUCCGGGGGGUCAGGAUUGACGAGAGAGAGAGAGAGAGAGAGAAAGAGAGAGAAAGAGAGAGAGAGAGAGAGAGAGAGAGAUAACAACUUAGUUUUAAAACUCACUAAGCUGCGAGUUGAAGUAACACUCUUUAUCAAGAGUAUCUUGAUCACUAUCAACACUUUUAUUAAUUUGUAAAAUAGGGCUUAUCAACGCUUCUCAUAUGUUUUGGGCUUUUGUCAUAUAUCAUAAUACUAAGUGCGUUCGCGGAUAACUGUCGGCGACUAGUCGUUGACACCUACUAACCUCACCUAUUAUAAAUAAAUAAAAAAAUAUUUCGUCUCGGCACCCGUAUGAUUUAUAAUUUUUGAAAAUCACGGGGGGUAGUAACCAGAGAAAUUUCCACCUGUUGUCAAUCUGGUGGUAUGGGAACGAUAUUUAUUAUCGUUUUCUGUGCUACUUAAUUGAUAACUUAUUUUGUUUCUCGCUAGAUGUCUCUAGGAUAUCCGCGGCAUUUCUUUCUUUGCACUUCGGAAGGUCCCAAAGCGAAGUACCUGGUUAAAUUGGAGAGAAGAGGAUAUGGGACUACUGAUGAGGGGAAAAAACCCCGAAACCGGUAUAGACUCUUCCUGCACUCUCCGAUUUAACUAGAGUAUAAUGCUGCUGCAUUUUCGGAUUGCAAAGAAAUUGAAAAUGUUUAUACAUUUUUAUUAUAAAUAAUACCGUUAAUAGAUAUACAAGAUAUAUUUACUUUUAAUUAUUAUUAAUAACUAAUUAUUAAAUUACACUAGGUAAAUAUACCUAUCAACGGUAUUAUUUAUAAUAGGUGAGGUUAGGAGUUGUAUCAGCGAACGUACUUAAUAUUAAUAUAUUUACGUCAUACGUCUUUGGUUUGUAUCAUCGGUAUAUAAACUCAGUUCGCUCAACUGAGAUUCAUUUUGAGAUUCAGAGUAAGAAACAUACAACACAAAAAUUCCUACCCCGCAUUAUUAACAGCUCAAAUAAACUUACUCUCUUUAAAAAAGAAGAAUUAUUGGAAAUAGUGGGAGUGUGUACUAAACUCAUACAAUUUUGUGGAAUUUAUUUCCUCAAAAUAUUUUUAUUUUCCGCAAAAAAUAUUUUUUUCAUUUGUUAUCAAUACAGGUGUAAAUAAAUAAUUAUUGAUUGGCGUAAGAUCUAUGUUAUUUAUGUCUGUUUACUAUUAAUAAUAUUGGGUAUGAGCACGUGUGUUUGGUUGUAUAGUAAUUAGUAAUUUCCAGCCACGUCUAGUCUGUCAAAAUGUAAUCUGUCGCAAAAAAAAAAUACUAAAAUUACUAGACAGUUGUGUCUCGAGCUUAGCGAACCGACUAUACCAAUAACGUAUGACUUAGACACAGUAUAAAGAGGGACAGUAAAACUACUCUCCGAAAAAUUGGAAGUAAAAUCUGUAGUCUCGCAUGGCGACAGCGCAAUGUUCUUAGUCGCUUUUGCCCCACUCUCGCAUUGCUAAUCGCAUAGAAACGUACGGAUUUUAACAUGGAAAACCCGCAUCCACCACUGGUGAAUUACCAAUUGCGUACUGCCGGUAUUACUUCUUGAGAUCAAAGUGCCGACAGAGGAGUGGUUUUACUGUGGAACCUCUAUAUACUGUGACUUAGAUAUAUUAAUAUUAUGACAUAUGACAAAAGCCCGAAACAAAUGAGAAGCGUUGAUAAGCCCUAUUGACUCUUAAAAUCUAAAAUACAGACUGACUUAUUCAGCAGCAAAAACUGGCUUAUAUACUCGUGCAUAACUAAUUUAUAGAAAACUGUCUUAUGUUUCUGACGGAUUUCGUACCGUCUUGACCAUAGAUAUAAUAAUCUGUAGAUUAGGCAAGGUAUGGGCCGCUCUGUGGAUCGAGUUGUAACGUCAAUAUUAAGGGUAAGAACAGAACAAGUGGGUCGAGGUGGAGGUGUAGGUCGCGGUGGAUGCUACUAGUUAAGUCGCGGUCGAUGUCGACAGCACAUAGCAAGGAGGUCACCUGCGCUGUCAGUCGAGCUAGAACCACUAUCAAGUGAAGUAGUUUAAUGAAAUUUGAAUGCCAAAAUUUUGUGCUUUUGUGAUGUUGUGUCAGUCAAGUGAUGAUAGUGAUGAAAUGUCAGCUGGAAAUAAUCAGAUCCUCCUUCAUAUUUCAAAAAUUUACUGAAUUUAAUUACUUUAGAAAUACAAAAACCUUCAAAAUUAGAAAUUCAAUUACCUCGACACCAGAAGGUACAAGAGGACGGCUUAAGUAAGUAAGAAAUUCAAAAAUAAACUAAAUACAAAAAAGGGAUUAUAUAAACAGUAUCAACUCAGAUAGCGCAGGUAAUAAAAACUUGACUUCGAACGGACCAAUCACAGGGAAGCAUCAAGGGCCCAGGGCCGCGCAGUAGACAUCCAUGUAAAACAAACUCAUUUGAUUUUCAAAAGCAUCGAUGUAAACCUCCUGGAUGGCAUCGCGCUAAACCUUCACCGCCACUUACCUGCUCUGUUCUCUUCCAUUCACUACAAUGUGUUUUACAUGGAUAUCGACCGCGACCUCCACCUCCACCGCGACCCACUUGUUCUGUUCUUACCCUAAGGAUUGAGUGGUCUAGCCAUCUUUGUCUGUCACAUGCUCGGGAUCGCUUGGUUAAAAGAGAUAGAUAGACCACCGAUCGACUGUCCGCGCUACGCUUUUUUGCUCAGUAUGCCUUGUUUACGGUUAAUAUGUCUAUGGUCUUGACACAAGAUAAUGAGUGACGUAGAAGUUUCAGGACGCUGAGGGCAUGACCCACUUUUGUUUCUCGAAUGUAUUACCGUAAAGGUAUUCGAAUAGUGUUUCGAUCUCUGAACGAGACCGACAACUUCAUCUAUGUACUUACUUUUUGAUCAUUCAAAUGUAAUUUUAGUACUUUUUUUGGUUAAUGUUAUUUUAAAUAUUGUAACUCUCUUAUUUAGUUAUGUUGAAUUCUGUUUUCGGCUGUCUUUUCUCAAUUUAUCACAUUUAGUAUUUGCUAUUCAAAGCACUGGUAAUGGUCAAACACUGCUGAUGCGGUUCAUUGUUAAGACAGAAUUGAACAAAACGUUAGUAAUCUUGAACAGGUAUUUAUUUCCUAUCUUAUUUUUAAUUUUAGUGUUUAAUAAAAUUAUGUAUUGUAUAA